Messenger RNA from Triplophysa rosa, 1565 nucleotides. RefSeq names its product four and a half LIM domains 2a (gene fhl2a). The coding region runs from base 347 to 1186 and encodes 279 amino acids. NCBI's taxonomy places the organism in Eukaryota, Metazoa, Chordata, Actinopteri, Cypriniformes, Nemacheilidae. Gene Ontology annotation, cellular component: nucleus; Z disc. The record is from RefSeq and is a predicted model, not a curated record. The transcript is spliced from 6 exons. Gene Ontology annotation, molecular function: transcription coregulator activity.
AGCAGAAGAGGGGGAGUGAAGGACUAACAGUGCAAGUCAGAAAAUAAUUUUCUUAGAAGGAUAGAGAGCCACUUCUCCUGGUUUCCACCAUCUGCUGCCUUUUAUGGUCAAACUGUGGAAGGAGAUUUAGUAGAGUAGUGAAGCCCGGGACGUACGGCAGCUCAGUCAGACACGCUCAGAGCUGGAUAGCGGGGGGCUGAGGACACUGGGGACCCUUGAGGCACAGGAACAGGGCAGGACAGCUGGGACUGAGUGAGGUGGCACACAUCACCACAGGGCUCAUGGGAAAAAUACGCAGAGGGGCUUAACAGGAACUCAAACAGCUUUGACUAAGGAAGAAGUGAAGAUGACUGAGCGUUAUGACUGUCACUACUGUAAAGAGUCCCUGUUUGGGAAUAAGUAUGUUCUUCGUGAGGAGAACCCGUACUGUGUGAAGUGCUAUGAAAGUCUGUAUUCCAACACCUGUGAGGAAUGCAAGAAACCCAUCGGCUGCAACAGCAGGGAUCUGUCCUACAAAGACCGUCACUGGCAUGAUGAAUGUUUCCACUGCUUCCAGUGCAAGCGCUCGCUGGUGGACAAGCCCUUCUCUACCAAAGAUGAGCAGCUUCUGUGUACCGAGUGCUAUUCUAACGAAUACUCCUCCAAAUGCCACGCAUGCAAGAAGACCAUCAUGCCUGGCUCCAGGAAGAUGGAACAUAAAGGAAACAGCUGGCAUGAAACCUGCUUCACCUGCCAGCGUUGCCAGCAGCCGAUUGGCACCAAGAGCUUCAUCCCUAAAGACAACCAUAACUACUGCGUGCCCUGUUACGAAAAGCAGUUUGCCAUGCAAUGUGUUCACUGCAAGAAGCCCAUCACCACUGGAGGUGUGACCUAUCAUGACCAGCCAUGGCACAAGGACUGUUUCCUGUGUACCGGCUGUAAGCAGCAGCUGUCUGGUCAGCGCUUCACCUCCCGUGAUGACUUCGCCUAUUGCCUCAACUGCUUCUGUAACUUGUAUGCAAAAAAAUGUGCCUCCUGCACCACCCCCAUUAGUGGACUUGGAGGCAGCAAGUACAUCUCAUUUGAAGAACGCCAGUGGCACAACGAUUGUUUCAACUGCAAGAAGUGCUCAGUGUCACUGGUGGGCAGAGGUUUUCUGACCGAGAGAGAUGACAUCUUGUGCCCUGACUGUGGCAAAGACAUCUGAACGAUUGUUCGAAAUCAGUCUAGAGGUUCAUUUACCAAAGCAUUGAUGAAUGCCAAAGCAUGAAACUGUGUGCGAGUGAUGAGUACAUUUACUUUAGGUGACACAUGAAAAUAUAGUGAAUACUAUGAUUACAGAAAGUAGUCUAACAAAAGAAAAAGGCAGAUUAUCUUUAUUUCAAUAGAGUUCUAUGAGUGUUUGAAGAUUGAAGAAAGAGCUGUUUAUUACUUACCAUUUAAAUAUCUGACUCGUUCUAUGAUGUGUCACAUAACAUGGUAUGUCUUAACUAACAAAAAAAGUGUUUUGGUCUUUUCUGUAUGCAAUAAUUGAUUAAAAAUGUACUUUAAUAACCCAUUUAAUUAAAAUUAUCAUUAAAAGUAUU